UCAUUGGCUGGGUUGAAUAUGCUUCAGACAUGGCCGAAAGAGAAGCGGAAAAUUUUGCUAAAGCUCGAGCUUACUUUUGUAAAGAAAGAAUAAAACACAGUCCGGAGGAGGAGGCCAGGCUGGAGAGGCAGCAUUUCUGGAGGAUUAUCGAUGCGUUUCGAUUUUACCGGGUCCAUGUCCAGGAGCAGGUCAAACGUGCAGAGCAUCAGUUUUGGAGCCUUCCACAGAGCCACCAGAAUCUGCUUCCGGGUGUCCUGCCAAAACUGUCUCGCAUUAGGCAGUGUGUUGAACACAACCACGAAGUACUCCAGGCCAUCGUCUGCAACAGCAUCCACAUGUUUGAAAACAUUGAGUAUGGUGAGAGGGUUGAGUCGAAGCAGGUACGUCCAGUGUCGACUUUUGAUAUGGACAAGCUUAAAUCCACCAUAAAGCAGUUUGUUCGAGACUGGAGCGAGGCAGGUCAGGCUGAGAGGGAGUCCUGCUACCGGCCCAUCAUUCAGGCGAUCCAGAGACUCUUCCCUCCUAAACAGUGUACUUUAUCUAAGGUUAGUGUGCUGGUUCCGGGUGCUGGACUUGGCCGUCUGGCUUGGGAGAUCGCUCAACUGGGUUAUACCUGCCAGGGCAAUGAAUGGAGUUUCUUCAUGCUGUUCUCUUCCAACUUUGUUCUGAACAGGUGUGUAAAGGUGAACUCUCUGACCCUGUACCCCUGGAUCCACCAGUUUAGCAACAACAGGAAGUCAUCUGACCAGACACGACCUGUCAGCUUUCCUGAUGUCAACCCUCAGAGCCUACCACCAGAUUCAGACUUCUCUAUGGUAGCAGGGGACUUCCUAGAGGUCUACACUGAAUCAGAUUCUUGGGACUGUGUGGCCACUUGCUUCUUCAUUGACACAGCUCACAAUGUACUAGAGUACGUGGACACCAUCUGGAAGAUUCUUAAACCGGGUGGAGUUUGGAUCAACCUCGGCCCAUUGCUGUACCAUUUUGAGAACAUGGCCAAUGAACUCUCUAUUGAACUUAGCUACGAAGAUAUAAGGACAGCAAUGGUUAAAUACGGCUUCCAUAUAGAGGAGGAAGAAGAGUCAGUUCAGACCACCUACACAGAAAACGACCGAUCCAUGUUAAAAUACGUUUACGACUGCAUCUUCUUUGUGGCCCGGAAACCUGCACAUCAUCAGCGGCUAACGAGAUGAGCAAGAACAAAACUCUGCUUCCUGAGUCGCCACAGAGACGGUCGGACGAUGUGACACUUAUGUGGAAGGAGCACUGCUGUUGGCAGUGACAAACUGAGACUGACAAAAGCAGCCAGUGAACACACAACAGCAAGAACAGCAGACGAAAUGCUGCCCCGCCCCUCAAUGCCAUGUUUUUACAAUGCAGUUCAACUACGCUAAUCUGUUGCGUGGCAGGGAAGGACUAACUACUGGCUCAAAUGCAAUUUUGAACUCAUGUAGUACUACAAUGUAUUUACUCUAACCCAGGAACAUGUAUAACACCAUCUUGUGUAGUCAUAGUAAAUGCAACUUUGUUUGGUUGUACAACCAUUAGGCCUCAUUUGUAGAGUAUUUUGUAAGUUUCAUUAGUUGUAGUUGCCCCCCCCCCCCCCCCCCCCCAAAAAAAAAAAUGUUCAGCUCGUUUGUACCACUCCCAAAUCUCUAAGAACAGAUUCACAUUAUGAUUCAAAUGGUAAGCAAUGAGACGGGAUCGAAAAUACAAGUGAAAUCAGAAAACUGCUACAUUUAAAACCUAUCGGAAAACAAUUUUUUUUUUUUGGCUGUUUCACGGUGUUUUUAAAAAUGCUCACAUGCCAAACUCGAGGGCUGUGGUGCAAAUAGUCAGGAAGAAAUCAGUGUUUUUAUCCAACAAAGAACCCACAGCCUAUAUACUUGAGUUUGUACAGAGCUGAUCUCAACAACUGAGUGAUGGAGUUACUUAAUAUUUAUGUAUCCCCGCUGUGAUGUACAUCAUAAUAUGACGAUUUUUGAAAGUGGUCAUAUUGUUAAUUUAUGGCUGUAAAAUGUUUCAGAUUUCAUGCUAUAAAUUUUGGUGUGACUACAUACUACCCCCUGCUGGUUGUAUUAAGAUGGUGACAUUGAGCAGCCUGUUUGGGACAUAUUUACCUUUACCUAUUUACCUACGUUUUGUUCUUGAUGGUCAUCUCAAAUGACUCACUAUUUGAGAAAUUAUGCAUGUAUGAGCAUGAUUUGUUAAUCUGCUUUACAGUUGUAUGUAAAAGUUUGGGCACCCCUGAUGAUUUCCAUGAUUUUCCUUUAUAAAUCAUUGGUUGUUUGGAUCAGCAAUUUCAGUUAAAUAUAUCAUAUAGCA
Thalassophryne amazonica is the source of this 2325-nucleotide messenger RNA. RefSeq names its product carnosine N-methyltransferase 1 (gene carnmt1). The coding region runs from base 30 to 1193 and encodes 387 amino acids. The transcript is spliced from 8 exons. The record is from RefSeq and is a predicted model, not a curated record. Gene Ontology annotation, molecular function: S-adenosylmethionine-dependent methyltransferase activity. Lineage: Eukaryota; Metazoa; Chordata; Actinopteri; Batrachoidiformes; Batrachoididae.